This is a messenger RNA of Lithohypha guttulata, 1383 nucleotides long. RefSeq lists its product as uncharacterized. The transcript is spliced from 3 exons. Gene Ontology annotation, molecular function: DNA-binding transcription factor activity, RNA polymerase II-specific; RNA polymerase II cis-regulatory region sequence-specific DNA binding. Bases 1 to 1383 code for a protein of 460 amino acids. The record is from RefSeq and is a predicted model, not a curated record. Gene Ontology annotation, biological process: regulation of transcription by RNA polymerase II. NCBI's taxonomy places the organism in Eukaryota, Fungi, Ascomycota, Eurotiomycetes, Chaetothyriales, Trichomeriaceae. Gene Ontology annotation, cellular component: nucleus.
AUGGCACCAGAGAACACAGCCCACGGUCAACCGUCACCCCCUCGUUCGUCUGAUGAGCAUCACCCCAUUGACUACGAUUACGGCUCGAUUCCAUCACACGCCAUGUUAGCGCCCUAUACUCCUCCAAUGCAAUCAUACAAUUAUGCUGAUCCAGAAGAAUAUGAUUUGCAUCGUCAUCAGGACCACCACGACGACGACGACCCAAGCUACUACCCAGAAACAACUUACCAUACACCACCACAACCCAUAGCUGCUGGAGGCAUGCAGACCCGCAGUGGCAGGUCCAUCGGAACACCAAUGUCAGCAAGUAGUCCUUCUAGCAGAUUAUCGGCUUCGCCCCGACCAAAGAGAAAUAGGAAAGGCAAGGACAAGGGCAACAACGAACAGUUCAAGAUCACCGAGCCUUUGAGCGUGAUGACCAAAGACUACGAUGUGCCGGUCGAGGACAUGGAUGCCUGGGUCACCCGACCAAACCAAGUUCGAUAUGAAGAGAUUGGCAAGAAGCACAAAGGUGGUAUUCCCAGGCCAAUGAAUUCCUUCAUGCUGUAUCGUCGGGCGUACAAGGAGAGAAUCAAGAAGUGGGGUGCACAAGGAGACAACAACCAAAUGAUCUCGUCAGUGGCAGGUUGCAGCUGGCAUCUUGAGCCGCAACACAUCAAAGAUUAUUAUAACAAGAUUGCCAAGACCGAGAGCGACAAUCAUGCAAAGGCAUUCCCGGAUUACAAGUUCUCUCCAAACAAGACCAAGAAGAAACAAGUCCACGACGACGAAGAGGACACAGAUCCAGAAUGGGAUGGCGGUUCGGUGUACAGCAACAAGCGAAGACGAGGCCGCCAUGACAGGGAUGUCACAAGAAGUCGGUCAUCGACACCAGCGCACAUGAUGUAUGGGUCUCCACAGAUGCAUCCUUCGUCGUACCAGAUCGGCAACCAUCUUAUGCCUGUCCCUCAAUAUGAGCAGUGGGUGCAGCCUGUUCAGUAUGGUCAGUACUACUCUUAUGACCACAUGGGUUAUCCUAGUCAAGGACAUGCUAUGUCAUAUGGCCCCAGGUCAGUGCCAGUACAACAGGAGCGGUACAUAUCGCCGCUUGUUGGGUUGCCGCCAACGACUGAAGGGUUAGUGGAGGGUGAUGGUCUCAUCCAGCCAGACUUCGGUAUUGAUCCCAGUCUUGAUGAUUACGCUCCACAAGCAAGUUACCAUUAUGGGUCGUUCUCAGAAGGUCUUCAUGAGCAUGAUCUUCGGAGAAGUCAGUACGAAGAGCCAGAACCGGUAAUACAUCCUGGCAUGCAAACUCUCGCUCCAGCAGAGUCAUCGUGGGAUUCAACAAACCAUGCUGGCCAUGCAUUUGAUACAGAGUUGAAUAGGUGGCCUGGCGAGCAAUAG